AUGUCAACCCUCAACUACUUCAACUAUGAGGGCGUCGGCAAGACCAACAACAAGCUCUACUCCUACUCCCAAGCCGUGCGCGUUGGCAACAUCAUCAAGUGUUCCGGUCAAGGUGGCUGGGAUGCCGAGGGCAACAUUGACAAGGACGACCUCAAGGGUCAGAUUGACCUUGCCUUCAAAAACGUCGAAAAGAACCUCAAGGACGCCGGCGCAAAGGGCUGGGCAGAUGUCUACUCUGUAAAGAGCUUCCAUAUUUCUCUUUCUGGAUCAUUUGAUCUUAUGGUGGAGGAGUUUCGCAAGUGGAUGCCUGAUCAUCAGCCGACAUGGACUUGUGUGGGUGUUACGGAGUUGGGUAUCCCGGGUAUGAUUGUCGAGAUUGAGGUUGAGGCAUAUAUUUCUUAG
Fusarium falciforme is the source of this 402-nucleotide messenger RNA. RefSeq lists its product as hypothetical. The transcript has a single exon. Gene Ontology annotation, molecular function: deaminase activity. Gene Ontology annotation, cellular component: cytosol. Lineage: Eukaryota; Fungi; Ascomycota; Sordariomycetes; Hypocreales; Nectriaceae. The record is from RefSeq and is a predicted model, not a curated record. Bases 1 to 402 code for a protein of 133 amino acids.